Panicum hallii is the source of this 1401-nucleotide messenger RNA. RefSeq lists its product as uncharacterized. NCBI's taxonomy places the organism in Eukaryota, Viridiplantae, Streptophyta, Magnoliopsida, Poales, Poaceae. Bases 29 to 1270 code for a protein of 413 amino acids. The record is from RefSeq and is a predicted model, not a curated record. Gene Ontology annotation, molecular function: protein binding. The transcript has a single exon.
CUGGCUCCUACGUCCUACCCCUUCCCCCAUGGCUGCGCCACCGCCCCCGUCGCGCUCCUGGGCGGGCCUUCCCGUCGCAUUCCUGCACGCCAUCCUCCGCCGCGUCCCGUGCCCGGACGACCGCCGCCGCACGUGCCUCGUCUGCCGCGCGUGGCGCGCGGCGGCCGCCGGCCUCCCGCCCACGGGCCCGCCGCGCGCGCUCCCGUGGCUCCUGCUCCCCACGCCCGGCCCCGACGGCUCCACCCGCGCCGCCUGCUGCGCCCUCGGCGGCUGCGGCGUCCACCGCCACCUCACCGUCGCCCCGCGCGGGGCGCGCUGCUUCGUCUCCCACGACGGCGCCUGGAUCUUCCUCCACUUCCGCGAGCCGCGCAGCCACCAGCUCCUCAACGUCCCCACCGGCCGCGCCCGCGAGCUCCCGGCCGCGCUCCUGGCCCGGACCGGCCUGCUCGCCCACGACAUGGCCGUUCUCGCCGCCGCGCUCUCUUCCUCGCCGGAAGACGCGGGUUGCCUCGCCGUCGCCAUCGUCGCAUCCGGGCAGGACGACCCGGCGGCGGGCGCGGGCGCCUCGGCCGCCGUGCCGCCGCGCCCACGUCGCCGUCGUUGCGUCGCGUUCUGGCGCAUGGGGUGGCCGCGGGCCUACGAAAUCGCGCCGCCAGGCGCCUUAGCCCCCUUGGACGCGGAGGACGUCGUCUACCACGACGGAGCCUUCCAUCUGCUGCUCACCCACGGCGAGCACGUCCACGUGUGCACGCCGGCCCUGCUUCCGAACGGCUUCAGAACAGACUGGGAGGAGCGCCGCUUCCAUCCCGGUGGGCGCACCGACGACGGCCAGCACGUCCGCGCUCGCUACCUCGUCGUGUCCCGCGGGGAGCUGCUCAUGGUCGUCAGGUUCGCGGACGGUCCUGCUCCGCCAUGGACGACGUCCAGCUUCAAGGUGUUCCGGGCCACUAGAUGGCGGAUGCUGUUCCCCGACCUGGCCCGGUCGUACCCCUGGGCAUGGAGCGAGCUGGACGCGCUGGGUGGCCGGAUGCUGUUCGUCGGCUAUGGCUGCUCCAGAUCCUACGAGGUGGAUCGGUACCCCGGCUUCAAGGACGGCGUCUACUUCUUGGAUGACGGCAAGUUCUACGACGAGGCCGUGAUCUUCGGCAACGACGAUGUGAGGCAGUACCCUUGCGGCGACAACGGGAAGUGGUCUCAAGGCCAUGUCCAGCGCUGCUUCCCGAGGCCGGACGCGUCGGACCACUCUCCUCCGGCUUGGCUUCUCCCUUGAGGCAGCGACAGGUUUUCGGCUAGAUCCUGAGUUGAUUAGUUUCAGAUCAUGUUAACUGGACAUGGUGGGGUGGUUUCUGAUUGCAAAAUUCAGGGUGAGAUGGUUUCUGAGAUCAAUCGGUUUUUGUUGAC